Molecule: messenger RNA, 328 nt
Organism: Paramecium sonneborni
Lineage: Eukaryota; Ciliophora; Oligohymenophorea; Peniculida; Parameciidae
Source: the annotation of a GenBank genome assembly
AUGGAAAUCAGCAAAGGAAUUUAAGAAAAAAGAGUUGAAUUGUAAAUGGUGAUAAACAAGUUUCAAUAAACUACUUAUUUAAAAAAGAAUACCUUAAAAAGAGAAAAUUGCCUUAGACUCUCUUAAGAGUUUCAUAAUCAAAAAAUAACUUGAAAAAGUUUUAAAAAAUAGUAUCUAACUAUAAUGGAUAAGUAUAUUCAGCAAUAAUUUCCCAUUUGAAUAAAAAAGAACCAGUCGGAUGAAGUGGUAACUCUCCUAUAGUUAUUUGAUAUGAGAUGCUUUGACAGGAUAGAACAAUAUAAAAAUUGUAUGUAAAUCUUCAGGUUUA